UAGAUGGAAAAAAUGAUCGACAUCUUUAUUAGGUGAAUGUAAAUUGGCAAAUCUCUUCAUCUUUCAAUUUGUUGGAAGCUUAAGUUUCGCCUCAUAUGUUUAAGUACGUUACUUUCACAAUUUCGGAACUCAGUAUGUCCUCCAGAAACCCUUCAUUAAGAGGUCGCUAGUUGAAAUCGAAAGGAUCGUACUGCUAUAAGAUUUGUGUAGAAAACUUUGUUAAUGAAUACAAUACUGCAAGAACGGAGUAGAAUUAGAAAAAAAAGUGUCAUGCGCUGAUGAAAUACACCUUUUGGAGUAGCGCUCACAACUUGAAUAACAAGAAUUUUCCGAAAGUUUCCUAACCCAAUCGCACAUAGCAUUUUCACUUGUGAAAAACAGUUUCAAAAUAUCUUCUUUAGAGUAACGCAACAGGAACGAAAACCUAUGUUUCAUAGUUGUUGGUCUUGUCUGUAAAGUUGGAUUGUUAACGACGCCAUACGAAAGCAGGUAAAGGAGCUUCUGUGUGCGAAACAAACUUCAAGCAACCAACAAAGUUUGUAUCCUGUUGCUAGGUAAGGUAUACUAUUCCAAAAGUCAGUGACGUGUAACGAGCUAGAAGCAACAGUAGAGAUGUAAACCAGAGCAAUUUACAACAAGGCAACGGAAUCCAUCAUCGUAUCAUCGAAAAUUGGGUUUAGUUGAUUCGUAUUGGAAUGGGUGGCUUUGGUUACUUUUUAAAGUCAACUUUGUUAUCGAACAGACACCCAGAGAUACUCCCUUUGGUUUCGGCCAUCGGCGCCUGUGGAGUCAUUGCUUUGUUUGUCAGCGUCGAAAACUUGUUUUUUAAUCCCACCGUAGUGGCCUUGAAAUCUGAGAGGGAAGCGUAUUCUCGUAAUGAAAGGCAACGAGACUAUGAGGACAGGCCUUUCUUGAAACUGGUGAAGCCGCUUCGUGACCAUCCAAUUAGUGUUUUUAGCCCGUUUAAUGAGAAAGAUAAAAUUCCUCACUAGUAGUUGGAUAGCUAAUAAACAGCUGCUUGAUCUUUGAUUGAUUGAAACUUGCUUGGUGUUUUAAAGAUUCUCAAGUUGUAAAUAGACACCCUAAUAAGAUUUCUUCU
Messenger RNA from Galdieria sulphuraria, 1099 nucleotides. RefSeq lists its product as uncharacterized. The record is from RefSeq and is a predicted model, not a curated record. The coding region runs from base 696 to 992 and encodes 98 amino acids. The transcript is spliced from 2 exons. Lineage: Eukaryota; Rhodophyta; Bangiophyceae; Galdieriales; Galdieriaceae.